UACCCCCUCCAAACUUCGAGGAGGAAAGGAAAAAUGGCGACGAGCUCCGUGCUGAAGCAACUCCGCCGGCGUUCGACGACGCUCUCCGCCCCGCUCGCCGAUCUCGCCGCCGUCUCCCUCGAAUCCCCGUCGCUCGCGGCGAGGUCGCAGCGGCGCAGGGCCUACGCCAGCUCGCGGAACGGGACCGGCAACGGCGGGGGCGCCAGAAGCUCGAUCUCUUCCCUCGAGACCCCUCUCUCGCGCUCCGUCCCUCUUUCCCGGCCGGGGAAGAAUGGGUUCCUCGCCUGGUACUUGGGCGCGCUCGAGGCUCGGCCCGUCGUCACCAAGUGCGUCACGUCCUCGCUCAUUUACGCCGCCGCCGAUUUGACUUCCCAGAUGAUUACAUUGCCGCCUUCCGGUUCUUUGGACCCGAUAAGAACGCUGCGUAUGGCCGCAUAUGGAUUGAUUAUCUUGGGUCCUAGCCAGCACACGUGGUUCAACUCUGUGUCGAGAGUCCUACCGAAGCGAGAUAUGGUUACUACCCUGAAGAAAAUAUUAAUGGGGCAGGCGUUAUAUGGACCUUGCAUCACCACGGUCUUCUUCUCGUACAAUGCGGCUCUACAAGGUGAAACUUUUGGUGAUAUUGUUGGCAGAUUGAAGCGAGAUCUACUGCCGACCUUUAGAAAUGGCGUUUUCUUUUGGCCUAUUUGUGAUUUGUUCACAUUUAAGUUCGUCCCUGUGCAUUUACAGCCAUUGGUGAACAGUUCUUGUUCAUAUGUGUGGACCAUUUAUUUAACAUACAUGGCAAGCUUGAAAAAAGCGAGUUCGGACUGAAGAUGGGAUUGGCAAACUCCAACUGUAUACAUUGUUUUUCUCCAACUUGGGAAAUUGAAGAAAGGAAAGGAUUAGUUUGUCCCAAGUUCAAUCCUCGUUGACAGCACAAUCAAUCUCCAUGAAUGGCUGGGGUGUAAGAUUCAUUUAGUCAUGAUACGUCAUUUCUAUUCAAAUGUAACUAUGUACUUUUAUCAAUUUAGAAAGAAAAUUUUGUUGAGUUUCAGCAUCCAACCUUGUCAAAUUUCAAGAGCUGUUGUAUCGUUGUUAUCAUCAAGAAUCAAGCACAUGUUGGUCCUGUGGUCUUUGAUAACCUUGGUCUCUGAUGAUAUGAGCAACAUGGAGGCUUGGUUCCCCUCUGGACUGAUCGAGAAGGACGAUGAACCCAUGUCCAAAAGUAGCACAGAACAGUUGUAGCAACUAGAGGUUGCUGUACUUUUUAUUAUUUAAUUUCUGAGGCAGUGUGGUUGUUUUGGUAUUUGCAUGCUUAAUUGCAUGAAACUCAAUAGCUCUAAACCUUCCUGAAUAAUUCUGAUUUAAUUCUGAUGGAUAAUUGUAAUCAGAUCGAGUUUAAUGAAAUUCCAUCGAUGUUUUUUGGAUUGCA
Syzygium oleosum is the source of this 1414-nucleotide messenger RNA. Its product is annotated as protein sym-1-like. The coding region runs from base 34 to 813 and encodes 259 amino acids. Gene Ontology annotation, cellular component: membrane; cytoplasm. Lineage: Eukaryota; Viridiplantae; Streptophyta; Magnoliopsida; Myrtales; Myrtaceae. The record is from RefSeq and is a predicted model, not a curated record. The transcript is spliced from 4 exons.